Molecule: messenger RNA, 12353 nt
Organism: Ostrinia furnacalis (Asian corn borer)
Lineage: Eukaryota; Metazoa; Arthropoda; Insecta; Lepidoptera; Crambidae
Gene: Nipped-A
Product: Transcription-associated protein Nipped-A
Exons: 48
Coding region: 298-11910 (3870 amino acids)
Biological process (GO): DNA repair; regulation of DNA-templated transcription
Cellular component (GO): NuA4 histone acetyltransferase complex; nucleus; SAGA complex
Molecular function (GO): protein binding
Source: RefSeq, a predicted model, not a curated record
UCAAUGUUUCUUGUCAUUUGUGGUUUUGGUGAUUUUUGGUGUUUGGAAUAUUCGGCAAACAUUUAUUUUUAUUUCUUGUAUUGAUCGUGAGAUUAGUGAAAAUGAAAAGUAUUUUCAUUCAUUGAUAAUUAAUUUGCCAUCUGGGAAUAUAUUGUUUGUGAUCUGAGAGUAGGCCACAAGCGAAUGAGACAGACUAUGUGCACGGUACUCAAAAAUAUCGCUUAAACAUGUGCAGUGUCCGGUUAUUGAGUGAAUUUACUAUUUUACUGUGAUUGUGGUAGUACAAAUUACUUUAAAAUGAUGGCCACGAUGGCCGCCGGUGGCCCCGGCGAUCCGCAUACCCAAAUGAACACCUACAGAAGCUAUGUUACCAUGUUAGCAGACCCUGGCGCUAAGGAUGAAAUCAAGCUCAAAGCAGCGCAGGAGCUUAGUGAAAAUUUCGAGGUCAUACUAAGUUCACCGCAGUAUCCACAAUUCUUAGAUCACUCAUUGAAAAUAUUUCUUAAAAUAUUGCAAGAAGGAGAACCACAUUUCAUUGCUGAGUAUAACAUUCAGCAAGUCAGGAAACUUAUCCUGGAAAUGAUCCAUCGUUUACCAAUAAGUGAGACUUUGCGACAGUAUGUCAAAAGCAUUCUCAUACUGAUGUUAAAAUUGAUGGAAAUUGAAAAUGAGGAAAAUGUUCUUGUUUGUUUGAAAAUUUUUAUGGAGCUUCACAAACAAUAUCGUCCAGCUUACAGUGCCGAUGUUGAUAUCCACAAGUUUCUGCAAUGGGUAAAAGGCAUUUAUUCAGAUUUGCCUAAUCAUUUACCAAAAAUAUUUGAGCCAAAGCCUACUAUACGAGUCAAAGAUUUAUCUGAAGUCAACAUUGAACAACUACUUCAAGAGACUUAUACUACGACUCCUAUACACACUGAAAAGAAAUUAUUAGAUGGAAGUGUUGUAACUUACAACCUAAUUCCACGAUCUGUAUUGUCACUAAAAGUGAUUCAAGAGCUUCCGAUAAUAGUGGUACUAAUGUAUCAGUUGUAUAAGCAGAAUGUGCAUCAAGAAGUCAGCAACUUUAUUCCUCUCAUUAUGGAAACUAUAACUUUACAGCCAGCUGUCACACAUAGACAAUCUGCAUCAUUCAACAAAGAGGUAUUUGUGGAUUUUAUGGGGGCACAAAUAAAAACGUUAGCAUUUCUAGCUUACAUCAUCAGAAUAUACCAGGAGACUAUAGCAAAUCAUGCUAAUCUGAUGGUGAAGGGUAUUAUUGGCUUAUUGACUCUAUGUCCACCAGAAGUGGCACAUUUAAGGAAGGAGCUUGUUAUAGCAACAAGACACAUUCUCGCGACAGACUUGAGGCUAAAGUUUGUGCCUUACAUGGAACGUUUAUUUGACGAAGAGGUAUUGUUGGGCGGUGGAUGGACAGUACACGAGUCGCUUCGCCCACUGGCAUAUUCAACAUUGGCAGACUUAGUUCACCAUGUUCGACAACACUUACCACUGACGGAUCUUGCUAUUGCUGCUCAUUUGUUCUCCAAAAAUGUGCAUGAUGAAUCUCUGCCUACGAGCAUCCAAACAAUGUCCUGUAAACUAUUGCUGAAUCUGGUGGAUUGCAUUCGGCAACGCUCGGAAAGCGAGGGUGCCGCGGCUGGCGCACAGCCUCAAGGCCGACAACUGCUAAUGCGCAUUUUAGAAGUGUUUGUUUUGAAGUUCAAGACCAUUUCUAAACUUCAACUGCCUGCGCUAAUGACCAAGUGCAGCCACAGCCAGCCGUCUUCACCGGCUAUCGCCAGUGCCAACGGAACGACUCCUAGCACUCCGACAACGCCGGCGCCUUCCACGCCCGGUGUAGAGACCAAGUCAGAGGAAGAGAAGCCCGGUCCAGACUUCCUGGACAGCAUAACCAAGGCGGAGGAGAAGUCCAAGAUUGGAUUCCCUUCGUCUCAAAUGAGCAACCUGAACGUGGGCGAUUAUAGGACACUUGUGAAGACGCUCGUUUGUGGAGUGAAGACUAUUACUUGGGGUUGCGCAUCAUGCAAACAAACUACCACCACAAGUGAGGGCACGACAACGACGACUAUCACCGGGCAGAAGCAAUUCAGUGCGCGCGAGACGCUAGUGUUCAUUCGACUCGUACGCUGGGGGCUGCAGUCUUUGGAUAUCUAUACACUAGCCGCUCCCCGCGCGCCCGUUCAGCCGCCCGCCCAACCACACGUGCGUUCUAAGGAAGAGAAGGAGGUGUUGGAGCACUUUAGUGGAGUUUUUUCCAUGAUGAAUCCUCAGACGUUCCAAGAAAUAUUCACAGCUACGAUAUCCCAUAUGGUGGAACGAAUCAAUAAGAACAUGACCUUACAAAUCAUUGCAAAUACGUUUUUAUCAAACCCAGCUACUUCUCCAAUAUUCGCUACGGUUUUAGUGGAGUACCUUUUGAAACGAAUGGAAGAAAUGGGCACAAAUGUUGAGAGAUCCAAUUUGUAUUUGAGGCUAUUCAAAUUGGUGUUUGGUUCAGUGAGUCUGUUUCCAACUGAAAAUGAGCAAAUGCUGCGCCCGCAUUUACACAGCAUUGUAAAUAAAGCAAUGGAUUAUGCGAUGACCGCUAAAGAGCCUUACAACUAUUUCCUGCUUCUUAGAGCUCUGUUUCGCUCAAUCGGCGGAGGCAGUCAUGACUUACUCUAUCAAGAAUUUUUGCCAUUACUACCAAACCUUUUAGAGGGUUUGAACAGACUUCAGAGUGGCCUUCACAAACAACACAUGAAAGAUUUAUUUGUCGAGUUGUGUUUGACAGUACCCGUAAGACUGAGCAGUCUAUUGCCUUAUUUACCGAUGUUGAUGGACCCCUUAGUAUCAGCUUUGAAUGGCUCACACACUUUAAUUUCUCAAGGCCUCCGUACACUCGAACUUUGUGUGGACAACUUGCAGCCUGACUUUUUGUAUGAACACAUUCAGCCUGUUCGAGCUGAUCUGAUGCAAGCUCUUUGGAGAACUCUACAAAACAAUGAAGUGGCAAGGAUCGCCUUUAGAGUUCUAGGAAAGUUCGGUGGUGGCAAUCGCAAGAUGAUGAUUGAGCCACAGAGUUUGGAAUAUCGAGAAACUGACGCGCCGCCUCCUGCGGUACAGGCCUAUUUCCAAGACCAGCCCAAACCUUUAGAUUUCGAAGUAGACAAAGUUAUAGACACGGCAUUCUCUGCGUUAAAGUCUAGCACAACUGACCCGUUUUAUAGACGUCAGUGUUGGGAGGUUCUUCGGUGCUACUUAGCUUCUUCGCUCAAUUUAGACGAUGACAGACCGACGCUAAUGAAGCUGUUCAAUCAUCCGAGCUUCGUUGAAGGCAAAAUUCAUGUGCAAAACGGGCCCUACUACAAAUGUAGCAACAAUAUUGUGCGAAACACUCAUCGCACCGCUUUGACUGGGAUGUUUGUGGCCGCGGCAAUCAAAGAGUUGCGGCAUCACGUGCUGCCCACUAUGGUGUCAUUAGUGCGCCAUUACACAAUGGUAGCUAUAGCCCAAGAAGCCGGGCCGUUCGCCGGCACCGGCGGGCCUAAGGAGGGGCUGGAUGCGUUGGUCCUCGUGGACGCUAUCGCUGUUGUGAUGGGGCACGAAGAGAAGGAGCUGUGUAAACCGGGUCACCUCGCGCUCGUGUUAAUGAUAGAGACAGCAGCUACAGUGCUGGGCAGCAAAGAGCGGGCGUGUCGCUUACCGCUCAUGGAGUAUUUGGCCGAACGCAUGUCCGCCCUCUGUUACGAGCGAGCCUGGUACGCUAAGCUGGGCGGAUGUAUCGCCGUCAAAUUCAUGGUCGAGAAGAUGGCGCCCGAAUGGGUGUACAAACACAUAUUUACGUUUUUGAAAGCCGUCCUGUUCGUGAUGAUGGACUUGACGGGUGAAGUGUCUUCAGGUGCUAUUGAUAUGGCUACUGUGAACCUGGAGCGGUUGGUUCGCGUGUGCGUGACGGGUCCUGCGGUGGUGUCCUCGGAACCCUCGGAAGGCGAAGUGGCCGCUGCGAAGGCUCGGGCAUUGCACGAUGUGCUACAAGAACUUGUCCUCCAAGUCACUAGUCCACAUCUACUUGUUAGACAACAGGCCAUGAAAUCCCUGGAAUUAAUAGCCGAACUCCAAAAUAAGACAGUUACAGAGGUAAUGGAUCCUCACAGGGAAGUUCUAGCUGAUAUCAUUCCGCCUAAAAAACAUUUACUACGACAUCAACCAGCUAACGCCCAAAUGGGCUUGAUGGAUGGAACUACAUUCUGUACAACUCUAAAACCAAGGCUGUUUACGAUUGAUUUGAACAUCAACGAGCACAAAGUAUUUUUCCGCGAGUUGCUCUCAUUGUGUGAGGCCGAAGACGCCAUGCUAGGCAAGCUGCCGUGCUAUAAGGGCGUUAACUUGGUACCGCUUAGAGCGUCGGCCCUUAAAGCUCUGGCAGCCUGUCACUAUAUUCAAGAGAAGCACUGCAGGGAAAAGAUAUUCCAAGUGCUGUACAAAUCACUCGAAAAGAAUGACCAAGAAUUACAACAAGCCGGUUUCGAAUGUAUGCAAAAGUUCCUAUCCGGAUUCCAAAUUGACAUGGAAAUGGUCCAUCCUGUUAUGAGACCGUUGCUACUGACGCUUGGUGACCAUCGCAACCUGAGCGUAAAUGGCGCCAAGAGACUUUCGUACUUAACGCAGCUGUUUCCGUCUACGUUCAGCGAAAAAUUGUGUGAACAGCUGUUGCAAUUGCUCAAAAAAUUACUCGAUUACUCCAUACAAACUAACCGAGGGGGCAACUUCCUUCAGAGUGUUUCGAAAAACAUGGAGAACGAACAGAAGAUCAUAAUUCUGAUCGGCAUAUUCCACCAGAUACCGGCGGCGUCUCCGCGCUUCAUCGAUGUUCUUUGUCGGUUAAUCUUCCAUACUGAGAAGUCACUGAUGAUCGAAGCUGGCUCACCGUUCAGGGAGCCGCUCGUCAAAUUCCUCCUAAGAUACCCAAAGGAGACGCUAGACCUGAUCCUAAGCGACAACAACAUCAAGGACCAGCAGUGGAGCCGCUUCCUCGUGUUCCUGGUGAAACAUGCCGACGCCGGCGCCGCGUACCGGGAAGCGCUGCAGACUGCCAAGAAGCCGCGGCUGAUGCAGCUGCUAGCUGCUAACAGUGGCGCAGCGCCCACGCUGCCGCAGGCCGAUCGCGCCGAAAUGCAGUUCCAGGCGAUCAGAGUGGUAUCGCUGCUGAUCAAGUACGACGAGCAAUGGCUGUCCACGCAGCACGACUUGAUCGAGCUCAUCAAACGGAUAUGGUGCAGCGAUCAGUAUCAUGAGGUACAUAAGAAAGUCGAAAACGUAGACUGCACGCACUGGAAGGAACCUAAACUAAUAGUGAAGAUAUUACUCCACUACUUCUGCCACCAUCCAUCUAGCAUCGAUUUGUUGUUCCAAUUGCUGCGAGCUUUGUGUGACCGGUUCAUUCCAGACUUCCAGUUUUUGCGUGACUUCCUGGAAAACACCGUGGCCCAAAAUUACACUGUAGAAUGGAAACGUACGGCGUUCUUCCGCUUCGUGGAGCAUUUCUCGAGUGAUGCCAUGUCGCAGGAUCUGAAAGCGAAGGUGCUGCAGAUGAUUCUCAUCCCGUGUUUCGCGGUGAGCUUUGAGAAGGGCCAGAAGAUAGUGGGCGGCCCGCCGGCCCCGUAUCAGGACAACCCUGACAACGUAGUCUCCGUGUUUAUAAACAAUGUGAUAGACCCAGAAAACCCGUUCGCAUGCUCGGACGCGGUCCGCAUAUCCCUCCUGCAGUUUGCCUGCUUAUUGCUGGAGCAAGCGUCGGCGCACAUCCACGACGCCAACAACAAGAAGCAAGGCAACAAGCUGAGGCGCCUCAUGACAUUCGCGUGGCCGUGUCUGCUCGGGAAGAACUACGUUGAUCCUGCUACUAGGUAUCACGGACACUUACUGCUAAGUCACAUAAUCGCCAAAUUCGCUAUACACAAGCGGAUCGUUUUACAAGUAUUCCACAGUCUAUUGAAGGCGCACGCUGUGGAAGCGCGCUCUGUGGUGCGGCAGGCGCUAGAGAUCCUCACGCCAGCCAUGCCACAGCGAAUGGAGGACGGCAACACCAUGCUCACGCACUGGACCAAGAAGAUCAUCGUCGAGGACGGCCACUCCGUCCAGCAGCUGUUCCAUAUCCUGCAGCUGGUCGUGCGACACUACAAGGUUUACUACCCAGUGCGUCACGCACUCGUGGGCCAUAUGGUGGCCGCGAUGCAACGCCUGGGCUUCUCGGCCACAGCGUCGCUGGAGCACCGACGACUGGCGGUGGACUUAGCCGAGGUUGCGCUCAAGUGGGAGCUACAACGCGUCCGCGAUCACACGCACACAGACACCGUGGUGGCGACAUCCCCCGGUGGCAGCAUGAAACGCAUAUCGGGUGAGGACAGCGGUCUGGAGGCGCGAAAGGCUCUCAACACGGGCUGGGCAAGCCCGCAAGCGAGCGUGUCGCGCCUCGAGCCCGACGCGGCCAAGCCUCUUGACAAACAGCACGUGGAUGUAGUUGUGAACCUGCUGCUGCGGCUGGCGUGCCAGCAGGUGAACGAAGGCAACGUGGGCGCGGCCGGUGCCGCGGCGGGGGCGGCGGCGCUCGGCGCGGCCGGCUCGCCCGGGGAGCAGCUGUCGCGGCGCUGCGUCAUGCUGCUCAAGGCCGCGCUCAAGCCCGACGUGUGGCCGCACCACUGCGAGCCCAAGCUGGCCUGGCUGGACAAGGUGUUCUCAACGGCCGAAAGCAACGCAGCAGCUUGCGCGAACGCGUGUACUGCUCUCGAACUACUCGCCUUCUUACUGGGAGUAUUGCGGCGCGAGCAGAUACUAGCAGCAUUGAAGCCGCUGCAACGCGGUCUUGCGGCUUGCGUGUCGUCUGCCAACGCCAAGAUCGUGCGUCUCACGCAUAACCUGCUGGCCAAGCUUACCUCGCUGUUCCCCACGGAGCCUUCCGGAGCUGCGCAGGCCUCCAAGUACGAAGAAUUAGAGACGCUAUACGCGUGCGUCAGCAAGUACGCGUUCGAAGGCCUCGCAACUUACGAGAAGUCUGCCGCCGGCGGCGGCGCCGGCGCUCUGCUGGGGCCGCUCAUGAUGCUCAAGGCGUGCUGCUCCUCCAACCCUGCCUACAUCGACCGCUUACUACUGCCUCUUAUGAGAGUCCUACAGCGGAUGGCUCGGGACCAUGUCGCGCCUAAUCCAGAUACGGCUACGUCGGAUUUACUGAUACUGGCGUUAGAUCUGCUAAAAGCGCGCGUGUGUAUCAUGCCUACUGACACCAGAAAAACAUUCAUUGGUGCUGUACUCGUGGGGCUUAUUGAAAAAACUACCGAUGCGAAGGUGAUGAAAGCAAUCACGCGCAUGGUAGAAGAAUGGGUAAAGAAAUACAACCACAUGACAAUGACGAGCGCGGCGGCGGCGGCCGGGCAGGCGGGCCCUACUCUGCGCGAGAAGUCCAUACUUCUCGUGAAACUCAUGCAGUAUGUAGAGAAACGCUUCCCCGAUGAUUUAGAGCUGAACGCACAUUUCUUGGAUAUCAUCAAUCACGUAUACAGAGACGAACAUCUAAGAAUAUCCGAGCUGUCAAUGAAGCUAGAGCCUGCCUUUUUGGCGGGGUUGCGCUGUCCGCAGCCGCAUAUCCGCGCCAAGUUCUUCGAGGUGUAUGACCAGAGCGUGCGCCGGCGCAUCUUCGACCGAUUGCUGUAUAUCAUCUGCUCGCAGAACUGGGAGCAUAUCGGCCAGCACUUCUGGAUAAAGCAGUGCCUUGAGCUGCUCUUGGUUACUUGUGUUUCUAGUACACAAAUCCGUCUCUCGAAUACCAAGUAUCUACUGCCUAACAUAGCCGCAGUGAUCAACUGGGCGGACAGCGAGGAGCGCAAGUCCUUUGUUGUUUUCAGUACCGUGAAGGAGGAGUCGUCAGACGGUUUCACUGACUCUAUGGAUCCCGACAAAGAUGAUGUACUAGAUAUGGACCUCGAUUCUAACUCCAAUCAAAAAGAAGACGUCACCAAAAAUGCCCCAAACAGACAACGAGCCCUAACGCAGAUAAUUAAUAAGCAGUCCGAGUUUUUGGAGCUGGCGCGGCGGGUUCGCACGGAACAGCUAGUUGUGGCCGCGGCGCAGCUGUGCCACAUGGACGACCAACUGGCGCACCACACGUGGCUGAGACUGUUCCCUCGGCUUUGGAACACGUUGGACGAAAGACAACUGGGGACGGUCAUGAACGAAAUCGUGCCAUUCAUCAUAUCUGGCGUUCACGUGGGCCAAAGAGAUCAACCUCUCAGCGCACUCAAUACAUUCAUCGAAGCGCUAGCCAGGUGCAACCCACCGAUUACCAUCAAACCGCCAAUGAUGAAGUAUUUGGGCAAGACACACAACCUAUGGCACCGCAUGACAUUGAACCUGGAGCAAAUGGCCAUUGAUCAGACCGGCAGCAGCCGGGUGCCGCGGGAGGCUCUGGUCUACGACUUUGAUGUUGAAUCGACCACGCCGACCGAAAUACUUGAUUCAUUGAGCGACAUGUAUGAACUAUUACAAGAAGAAGACAUGUGGUCAGGACUAUGGCAAAAGCACGCGCGCUACCGUGAGACCAAUGUUGCUAUUGCGUAUGAGCAACAAGGAUUCUUUGAGCAAGCACAGGCUGCCUAUGACAUCGCAAUGGCCAAAUUAAAACAAGACUACACAAGCAACCCAUCGUCAUAUACCAUGCACAAGGAGUGCACCCUCUGGACUCAGCACUGGCUUAAGUGCGCCAAGGAGCUGAACCAGUGGGAUUCAUUGCUGGAGUUGGGACUCACCAGAAGUUCCCGGGACCCUUUCCUGAUCCUAGAAAGUUCCUGGAGGAAUCCAAACUGGCCGACAAUGAAAGACGCACUCGCUGAAGUAGAGUACAACUGUCCUAAGGAAUUAACGUGGCUAGUGAACUUGUACCGCGGCUAUUUGUGCAUCUGCGCCGGCGGCGAGCAGCAGCUGAGCGGCGUGGAGAGACACGCGGAGGCGGCGGCGGCGCAGUGCCUGCGCGAGUGGCGCCGCCUGCCGCGCGUGGUGUCGCACGCGCACCUGCCGCUCCUGCGCGCCGCGCAGCAGCUCAUGGAGCUCAGCGAGGCCGCGCAGAUACACACGGGCCUCCUACAUAGCCGCCCCACGUCUCUACACGACAUGAAAGCAAUAGUGAAGACAUGGCGCAAUCGUCUGCCCGUCGUAGCAGACCCGCUGUCGCACUGGGGCGCCAUUUUCACGUGGCGCCAGCAUCACUAUCAGUUCAUCGCUUCCCACUACGACUCGCAGACAGAACACGGGUCUAAUCAUAGUAUGUUGGGGGUACAUGCGAGUGCACAGGCGAUUAUUCAUUUCGCGAAGAUAGCAAGAAAACACAACUUGUCGGGCGUAUGCCUCGAUUCCCUCCAUCGUAUCUACACCAUACCUAGCGUCCCUAUCGUGGACUGCUUCCAGAAGAUUCGGCAGCAAGUGAAAUGCCACAUUCAGAUGUCCUGGACCGAAGGAAAGGAAGAGUUGCAGGAGGGCUUGGACAUGAUUGAGUCAACGAACUUCAAAUACUUCACGAAAGAAAUGACAGCGGAGUUUUACGCGUUCAAGGGGUUAUUGUUGGCUCAAUUGGGUCGGUCAGAGGACGCUAAUAAAGCGUUUGCAGCGGCCGUCCAACUACACGAUACUCUGGUCAAGGCGUGGGCUCUUUGGGGUGACUAUUUGGAGCAGAUAUUCAUCAGGGACCCGCGCCAGACAACUGUGGGCGUUUCGGCCAUGACUUGCUUCUUGCACGCUUGCAGGCACCAGAACGAAUCUAAAUCGCGCAAGUAUUGUGCGAAGGUAUUGUGGAUGUUAAGUUUCGACGACGAAAAGAACAGUCUCGCUGAGGCACUAGACAAGUAUUCUGUGGGCGUGCCGCCCGUACAGUGGCUGCCCUGGAUACCGCAGUUGCUCGCAUGUCUCGUGCAGUACGAUGGAAACGUGAUACUGAACUUGCUAAGCCAUGUUGGCAGAUUGUAUCCUCAGGCAGUUUACUUCCCCAUAAGAACGUUAUACCUAACGCUUAAAAUCGAACAACGUGAAAGACACAAAACCGCAGAAAACAUAGCGGCGCACUUACCACAUCAAACCACCACCUCAACCGGUACCAGCAAGGUGAGUGAGGCAGCAUCUUCGUCGAGCGGCGGCUCCACGGGCAGCGAGACGGGCUCCAUCAAGGCCACGCUGCCCAUGUGGCGCUGCUCGAAGAUAAUGCAGUUGCAGAGGGAGAUACACCCCACUGUGCUCUCGUCGCUAGAGGGCAUUGUAGAUCAGAUGGUAUGGUUCCGCGAGAACUGGUACGAGGAGGUGCUCCGACAGUUGCGCGCGGGCCUGGCCAAGUGUCACGUGGUGGCGUUCCACCACCGCGCCGCCGUCGCCGACGCCACCGUAACGCCGCACACGCUCAACUUCAUCAAGAAGGUCGUGUCCACGUUCGGCAUCGGCAUCGGAAUUAAAAGUGUUUCAAGUUCUGUAAGUGGUGCAUUCUCUUCAGCUGCAUCGGAGAGCCUGGCUCGCCGCGCUCAGGCCACUGUGCAGGACCCCGUCUUCCAGAAGAUGAAGACCCAGUUCACCGCUGACUUCGACUUUUCACAACCCAAUGCCAUGAAAUUACAAAAUCUCAUACAAAAACUAAGGAAAUGGGUCAAGAUACUUGAGGCAAAAACAAAAGUUCUCCCCAAGUCAUUCCUCAUAGAAGAAAAGUGCCGAUUCCUGUCGAACUUCAGCUUAAAAACGGCCGAAGUCGAACUGCCGGGAGAGUUCCUACUCCCCAAGCAUACGCACUAUCACGUGAGGAUCGCGCGAUUCAUGCCGCGAGUGGAGAUCGUUCAGAAGCACAAUACGUCCGCUCGGCGGCUGUACAUUCGCGGGCACAAUGGAAAGAUAUACCCGUACCUCGUGGUCAACGACUCGGGGCUCGGCGACGCUAGGAGGGAAGAGCGCGUCCUACAGUUGCUCAGGAUGCUCAACCACUACCUGGGCAAGCAAAAGGAGACUUCCAGAAGAUUCCUGCACUUCACCGUACCGCGUGUCGUGUCCGUGUCACCGCAGAUGCGCCUCGUAGAAGACAACCCCAGCUCGAUAUCCCUACUAGAUAUUUAUCGCACGGAAUGUGUGAACAGGGGCGUGGAGUAUGACGCGCCAGUCGCGCGCUACUACGAGCGUUUGGCCGCGGUGCAGGCUCGCGGCACGCAGGCCUCACAUCAAGUGCUACGAGACAUCCUACGGGAGGUGCAAGCGACAAUGGUCCCUAAAGGCAUGGUGCGUGAGUGGGCGGCGGCGACUUUUGCCGCGCCCACCGACUACUGGACGUUCCGCAAGAUGCUGACGCUGCAACUGUCCCUGGCCAGCUUCGCCGAGUACGUGCUGCAUCUGACGCGGCUCAACCCUGACAUGAUGUAUGUCCAUCAAGACUCGGGGCUCCUCAACGUGUCUUACUUCAAGUUUGACGUCGACGAUACUACAGGAGAACUCGACGGGAACCGGCCGGUGCCGUUCCGUCUGACGCCGAACAUAUCUGAGCUGCUGACCUCCAUCGGCAUCACUGGUCCACUCACGGCUUCGGCCAUCUCAGUGGCCAGAUGUCUAGUCACACCCAACUUCAAGAUCCAAUCGAUACUCCGGACAAUAUUACGAGACGAGAUGAUGACCGGAUACAGAAAGCGGUUGGAAGACAAAACAGGGAUGCCCACUGCUGGCACGUCCUCAGAAAACAAGCCCAUGGAGAUGGAUAACGAUACGCUCAUUAACAUGGUGAACAAAGCCGUGACUCAGAUUAUGAACAGACUGAAUUCUCUUGCCACGUUCGACGGCCCCGACAGCAAGGUGGCAACCCUGGUCACUGCCGCCAACAGCCACGACAACCUCUGCCGAAUGGACCCUGCGUGGCACCCCUGGCUCUAAACAUAAGUUCCUCCACCUGAAAGUGUCCACGUUAGUAUUAUUUUAUUUUAUUAUUAGCGACGUCGAUAAAGGACUCUUUUCAUGACAUAUUACUGAGUGAUGCGGAUGUGUAACAUAUAAUUUUACGUGACAUUUAUGUUUAAUAAUAAGAGUAAUUAAGGAACACAAUAAUAGGUAUUAUAAUAUCAUGAUGACGCGCGCCACCAUUUUGAUGUUUAGUGGACUGAGAUAAUGAUAUGUGUACUAGGUAAGUAUUUGUGAUAAAAAAAAACAUGCGAAAGCUAAAAUAGUGAAUGGUGUCCCGCGUCUCAUGAUAUCGAUCUGUACCGAAAUGAUUCUCGUAUAAAUUAGGCCUAGACUACGUCCACGCCCACUAAAAUGUACUGAAAGUGUAAAGGGCAUCGGAUAAUGUGAUUGUACUGAAGAUUAAAAUUUAAUAAUGA